Messenger RNA from Pelobates cultripes (western spadefoot toad), 38516 nucleotides. The record is from the annotation of a GenBank genome assembly. Lineage: Eukaryota; Metazoa; Chordata; Amphibia; Anura; Pelobatidae.
CAGAGCCUGACGUCACGUUCGGCAGCGCCCCCUCUAGCUCGCUAUUCCAGCGAGUUCCUGGCUGCUGCUGCCUCCCGCUUCCGGCAGCUCGGGUGAUGGCGGAUGAAAGUGGUGUUUUGCAGCGGGUCCCACCGGAACUGGACGAUGAGGACGAGGAGGAGGACGCCCCGGGGACUGACAGCGACACCGAGGGGGAGGAUAUAUUCACCGGGGCAGUGAGUAUCCUGGGAGAGGGGGCUCAGCUCAGCCCAUGGCUGGGAGUGCUAGGGGUUAGUUAAUAUUGUUUACUAGUUACAUACAGGGCAGACCACCUGCUGAACAACUACAACACCCACAAUGCUUUGCAACUUUACUUCGAGAGCUGGAGCUCUGCAACAGCUGGGCAGCUCCCUCCAAGUCAUCCAUGGACUGCUGCUCUUAUUAUUAUUAUUAUUAGUAUUAUUAUUAUUAUUAUUAUGGACCUGGGCUAGUAAUAUUUUAUUAUUAUUAUUAUUAUUAUGGACCUGGGCUAGUAAUAUUUAUUAUUGACCUAGGCUAGUAAUAUUUAUUAUUAUUAUUAUUAUUAUUGUUAUUGUUCCUGGACUAGUAAUAUUAUUAUUAUUAUUAUUAUUAUUAUUAUUAACUUGGACUGAUUAUAUUAAUACUUACCUGGACUGUUAUUAUUAUUAUUAUUAUUAUUAUUAUUAUUAUUAUUGGCCUGGAGGGGAUAUGGGGAGAAACUGAUCUGAUAAUACCAGGCAAUUAAACAGUAGUUACAUAGACUGGUCAUUGUUUUAUAUACAUAUAGUGCAUUGUGCUAAUAUUAUAAUCAGUGAAUUCUACUUAAAUUCUGGACCAGUCUAAAUUCAACAAAUUGCCUGGGCAUAGGGGAUUAGGGAGUGAUAGGAAGUCAGAACCUUUAGUAUGUUGGCAGAUGGUGACUUUACUAUAUCACUGUAGAUGUGUGUAUGUGUAAGAUAUAUAUAUAUAUAUAUAUAUAUAUAUAUAUAUAUAUAUAUAUAUAUAUAUAUAUAUAUAUAUAAUUAUCCAGAUAGCACUCCCAGGACUUGGAAUAAGUAUACAACUUAACUUUUCAUUUACUCUACAAAUGAAUCGACGUUUCAGUCUGUUACACAGACUUUCAUCGGAAAUUCUGUGUGUAACAGACUGAAACGUCGAUUCAUUUGUAGAGUAAAUGAAAAGUUAAGUUGUAUACUUAUUCCAAGUCCUGGGAGUGCUAUCUGCAUAAUUUAGCUUUGUAAUUUCGCCUGACAAGCACCGGGCAAGUAUAUUUUGAAUUUCAUGGAGUGCAGGAUUUUUUUUUUCUUUAUAUAUAUAUCUCACUAUAAUAGUUCUGACCUUUUUAAAAAAUGUUUUUAAAGCUUAGAUUAAGUAUUGCAUAUAUUAUAUUGUGAUGAUUUCCAAUGGUUGUUUUGUUAAAUGUAACUUUUGAAAUGACUACUUACAGACUCAGUCAGCAUUUUUUUGGUUAUAUGGUUAGAACUUCCCAUAAACAUUUUGCGUGCAUACGCUAGAACAGGGGUCCUCAAACUCCGGCCCCCCCAGAUGUUGCUGAACUACAACACCCAUGAUUCUUUGAUUUACAUAGCCAGAUAAUCAAAGGAGUUGUAGUUCAGCAACAUCUGGGGAGGCUGGAGUUUGAGGACCCCUGCUCUAGAACAUCCCACCAAGCUUUUCAGAAAUUUACAUAUAGGGCCACCUGUUAGCAAUUAAGACCUGGGGCUGUGAGUGAAGGUGGAGGAAAUAUGAAGUUACGUCACUGUGGUUGAACCAAAGCACUUUCAAAAGUUGUGCAGUGUUAUGAUGUGUGUAUCUGCAGAAACUGAAGAGAGAAACAAAGCCCAAAUAACAAGUGAUGUUUGUUUACACUAGUUUGGCAUCUUUGCUUUUUAAAGCACCUACACGUCAGAAGUGCUUUUGUUCUGUCCCUUGCUACCAAGCUGCAAUGUUUCCUUUCUUUCUCCAAAAUUGCGCUGUGCAAGACGUCAUUUCUUUGCUGGGCAUUGUAUUUCAGGUAUUGGUUUACUACAGUAUAAAGCAGACAAUUGAACUACAAUUCCCUUAAAGCAUGCAAUAUAGAAUAAGCAUAUCAGUUUUAUAGAAAGGUAAAAGGUUACUCCAGGUGUCAUAACCACUACAGCCUGACAUACUGGUUAUAAUGCAAGGAGCACCCUGCUGCUGUUUCCCAUUAUUUAAUUCCCAGCAAUGGAUUUCCUCAUAACUGGGUCCUGCAGGGCACUGAGCCUCUUCUAAUGAAAAAUGAAGCCCUGCAGAAGCCGGAUGCUGGCUGAGAGUUUCAGCAGAGUGCUCUCAUACAAUAAGUGGCCCUCUGUAUAAAGAAUAUACACUGAAUUGAUAUUGGCCAGCCUGGAACACUCCAACAGCAAAAUUGCUAUAUGUGAAGUGUUUCAAUCUGAAACGCUGCACAUUCAGGCACCAUGACAACUUCAAAAUACUGAAGUGGUUAUGGUGCUUGGACUAAUCUUCUAGGCGAGCAUAAUGAUUGUUUCCUGAGGUGUUCCUGGUUUGAUAAGAAUUGAAAGUCUGAGUAUUUGCACCAAAUGCAGGGUCUUCAAAUGUACUGUAAAGUUUUAAUUUAUUGUGUUUGCAUAUAUGUUUAAUGCAUACAAAGCAAUGGAUCGACUCCAGCAUUUAGUCACCUUUUAAUGUAACAUAAAUAUAUUUGUUGGUUUAAGGACAAAUAAACUUUGUAUCUUAUAUCUUGCUUCUUCUGCCUCAUGGCCACAAAGUUGAUUAAAGCGGCUCUAUCACCCACUCUCCCCCAUCUAAAAAGGGUAUUUCACAACACUAAAAUGCUAAAAUUCCAACCAGGUCAAAAUAUAUACUAAGACAAAGUAGGGACUACUUUGCCUUAGUAUUUUUCUUACGCUUGACAAAAGGCAGAGCUACAUUUUGUCAAGCCCUCAACUGUCACCAGUGACGGCUAAGGCUAAAAGGGCUUUUUCUAUGGAGGGUUUGGUGGGAUUCUCUCUAGACCUUAGUGUUAUACUGUUGCGCAUGCGCUAGAGUGUAAUGUGGACAUCGCCUUCGGCAGCUGAAGUGCCAGGAGCUGAAGAAGUCCGGCAGGUAGAAGAUAGCGGUGGCCACGAGGGAUCGAUACUGGUUAAGUGUAACCCACCUAUCCCUGUACGCCUUGGCCACAACACUGCCAGCAGAGAAGUCACUGUUGGUGGUCUUGUAAAUUUUUCAUAGGCCCCAGACAAUGACAAAAACACUUUAAGGAGGUUGGAAACCUUAACUGGCAAAAAUACUAUACAAAGUAACUGAGAAUGAUACAAGGAAAAUGGCUUUAUAAUUUAGUUUGGAGUUUUUUCACUUACUUUUUAGCACUUAGUGUCCCUAAGGUGGAUAACAAUUACUAUAGUUUGCAGCCUAAAUAGUGCAACAAUAUAGUUCUUUGCUGAUUAGCAGUUGAGGAUGUUUUGGUUUGUCUGGAAACUGGAAAUGAACCUGAAAAUUUUGAAAACGGCAAGAAUUUACAAGGUAAAUAUUCCGAGACACAUUUCUUGCACUAUAACCACUGCAAUAAGAUCGAGUUUAUGAAACUUGGUUUAUCCCUUUACAAUUUUAAACCUGGGCUAGAAACGCAGUUGUAAUUAGCUACAUUUCCCCCCCAAAAGGUUAGUUGCUUCCAUUAGAUAUUGGUACUAUGUACUUUACACCACCAGACUGUACAUCAGUCAUGUCUCCUCCCAUCUGCUGUCAAUCUGUUCUCAUCAUACAUGGUUACAUAUUGUAAAGCGCUACGGAAUCUGUUGGCGCUAUAUAAAUGAUAAUAAUACCAACAACAAGACUUCAAAUUUCAAGCCUUACAAUACUUGCCAGUGAACCCUAAAGUGAACCUGUAAUGGAAAAAACUGGCUUGCUUUAAAUUUCUUCCAUAUACAUUGAAUACACCAUAUACCAUAAAUACUUUUUGUGUAUUUAAUGUAAAAUAUAAAGAUUUACUAAAUUUUCCUCCAUUCCAGCUCCACUUCGUGGAUGUUUAUUCUUCGCGUGACACCAGCCUCCUGGCCAUUGUCCGUGUUGCCUUGGCCCCUCCAGAAGUCUUCUUUGAUUUGUCCUGGAUGGGACACAUCCCCAAGCAGGGCUAAUCUCGUUAGUGACAUCGGCACGCUGGCUUCAUUGGCAGCAUGCCAGCGCUGAAACGGUGACGAGACGUCACUCCGUUCCUAUACUUCCGCGCUGGAAUCGCCGGCUAUGGAGUUUCCAUAGCAGCCGUAGCAUAUGCGGGCAUAGCCUGUAUGCAAGGAAUUAAUGGCACGUGAGAGCAAGAGAUAACCCUCCUGUCGACUAUUCUAUUUCUACAAUUUACAGCAGCUACAAUGUAUUUGCUGUUGUUGCUGAAAUUGUUCCCUGACAAACGUGAAGACUAAAAGUGUCGUGCAUUGUCUAUGGAAUAUAGGAACAGAGUGAUGAGUUCAAUGCUUCAUCAUGACAGCUUCAGAUUCUUUGUGUGAUUAAAUGGAGCCUGGGGGUCUUGAAGCAAUGAGCCUGCAAACACAUUUUUGAAGCUACUUCUAUGUUUUGUGUUAAUCAGAAGCAGCGUGUGUAAACCUAUUUUGCAAUUGUGCCUCACUCCAGUGCUUUUGGCUAAAAUGCAGGAAUAUCCUAACAAUAUGUGGUAGGACUGUAAAAUCUGGAUGUUCCUUGAACAUGCCCUAAAUGAAUACAUUUAUGGACUUUCAGUCAAACCCAUUGACAACACGCCACUGGCCUAGCUACUAGCAUGCCAAGAAUAAACAUAGUCAGUAUUGCAUUGUGUCCUUUAUAUACGAUUGUUUUUUUUUUUUUCAAAUGUUUACUUCUUUAUUUUUGCGAUGCUUACAAUACAUAGUAAACCAGAGGUGACAUUGUAUUGGACAUAAGCAGGGUACGGUAUAUUCCGUAACUACAGCAUAUAUUUUUUAUAUUUAAAGUAAAUAACAAGUAUAAACAUAGAUCCAACAGCCUCAACUAAGGGAGCAUGUAUCAGUGGGUACCAUUGGCUAGAAAUACUUCUUACAUUAUAUCGGCUUGUACGGUAUUAGUUUAAGCACACACUGGUCACCAGAGGGAAUUUAGCUAACUGCAAUUGGCUUGGUGUGAGCUUACGGAGCCAGGUUAAGAGAUACUACAUAAUAGAAGAAACUGAUAGAAAUCAACGGGUGAACUAAAAUAAAUCAAAACCAAAUGAUUAUCGAGCGACAUGUGAGAAACUGUAGUACACAGAUGUUAGAUCGGGUUGUUGGUCAAGGUGGUAAAUCUCUUAACUGCUGUUCCUUGUACAAAUGGCGUUAUUCUGUCCACAGACUGUGUAGGGCGAUUCACUGCUGGAACUGAUGCCACCUCCAGCCCUAGGUCCCGUAGCAGAGAGUGCGCUUCUGAUGGGUUGGUAUGCCGUCGUGCUCCCCAUUUGUAGGGUAUUUUAUGCUCUCUGGGGAUUUGUGUGAUCUUUCUGAAAGACUGUCUCCAAACAGUUGUAUAAGUGGACAUAUCUCAGUAGAAGGUGAGUUGGCAUCCUUUGAAGGUUGGGCAAGUGGUUGCCCCCAUUAUUAUUCCCCUGUCUGAGUCCCGCACAAAUUUCAGUAAAAUAUUCCUGGAAGCAUCUGGGCGUGCCUGGUAGACGGAGGCAAUAAUACAAGGUGACCUGUUUUGGUGGCAGUAGCGUAGACAGGAGGCACCUGAUAAAAUGGGGGCAGUUCCUCAGUAUUAACAGCCUCAGAAACCCCUCUCAGCCGGACAUUUCUGGCCCUGGACCUAGCCAUGCGGUUGUUCAGAUCGAUAUUGCUUUUUUGUAAGACGUUGAGGGCCGCAUCCGUGGCCUUCUGUGCCACAUUUGUGGCACUUAGGUUUUCCACCACUGUAAUAAUUCAGCCGAUGAGCGCCGCCAUUUCCUCCCUCAAUACUGCCAUGUCAGCUCACAACAUUGCCCUGAUUUCCUGAGACAGGGCUUUGGUGUCUGCUUUGGUGGAGGGUUCAGAGGGCUAUUGGCACUGUUGUUUUUGAAAACAAGAACAGGGUCUCAGGGAGGCUUUCCUCAUCCAAGGACUACACACAGCAUUUACUAUACACACACACUGCAUUCAUUAUAUACACACAGUACACAAACACACACACUGUAUUAACUAAUCAAAUACUCUAACUUUAUCCACUACACACACACAUAUUCUUGAAAACAUAAAAAAUUCUGACUGGCAUGUAUAUUUUGUGCCUUUACAAAAAAUAAAUAAUAAACAUGUUCAGUUAACAGUAGAUUUGUGUAGAAAUAGUUUAUUUUUUCAAAAUGGUUAAUGUACAGAAUAUCGGUAUCGGUAAGUUAAUCGCCUGAAAGUUCACAGAUUAUUGGGAUCUGCUCUAAAAAAAUCAAUAUUGGUCGAUCCCUAUUACUCAUUCAGUCAUGUGUGCUAUGUAUGCUGGCAUCAGAUCUGAAAGUUGCACAAAACUGAUAUUGCCAUGAAGAGAGUAUACUUGCUGUCUGAUUGACAGUCCAAGAAGGCGGUGCAACAGACAGAAAAAGAGAUAUUUACCUCCUGAAAUGAAACAUUUUGAAAAGAGUCUGCAGGAACAGAAAAUUUGCCUCUUCAGUAUGACAAGGUCAUUAUGGUGGCUAGAAUGAACCUGCAAGAAGUGUGGCGUAUCUUAUAACAGUGAUUCCCAAAGCCGGUCCUCAAGACCCAACAACAGUCCACGUUUUGUCAGUAUCUCCACUGGAAUAGAAAAGGGAAAUAGAAUAUAAUUCUGGACUGUUCCAAAACCACGAGAACCGGUUUGGAAAUCGCUGCCUUGUAUUUUGUUGAAUAAGGUAACACCCAAAAUAUUUUUAUAUUAGGCAGUAAAUGUGGACAAUUUCUUUAGAACAGUUUUUAACAGAAGUGUUCCAGGCAGAUCCCUAAUUUUAGAUCAUUAAUCACAAAGUGCUUUUAUAAGUGAAUGCCAGUACGGCCUAAUGGAUGUGUUUUUUGUAAUUGUGAGUAAAUGUGUAUGUAAAACUAAGCUGUAUAGUGUUGUUGUUCAGAAUUUGGCACACAAUCCUAGAUUAUGAUUGUGGCAUUGUUUAUACACAUGCAUCGAAUGCCUUUAUAAGCUUUACAGGCCCUGUGUCUUCUGCAAAAUGCACAGUUGUUACAGUAUGAAUAACAAACGAGUUAUAUAUGGCCUACACAGAAAGAUUUUCUAUUUGAAACAAAGCAAUGUUGUUCCCUCGGUAGAAAUUUUAUAUUGACCGUACAAGGUGAUAUUGUACUUAUGAAUCACACAAAGGGCAUGUCUAGAGCCUUCACGCAUUCAGAUAGAAGUUAAUAAUGAUGCUUUAAAUAUUCCUGCAAAUAUGGCAUUAUGGCACGUUAUAGAGCAUGCAGUUACGUGUUUACAUUGGUGGGAAGGAGAUUAUAGGAUAAAUUCAGGCUUCCUGAUUGACAGAGCUCACUGCUAAAUCUGUAACCCCAGCAAAUGUAGAAACAUUUUGUCUUUGAAUGAAUUAAAAAGAUGCUUCAGUAAUAAGGAUCACUAACAGCUUGUAGUUUCUCUAUACCCAUAAUUUGGUAGUCAAGUCAUUAUAACUUUGUCCUUAGAACGGACUUGGGUGAAGUACACAAAACAAUUCUUCAUGGGAUGUUUAUAAAAAAAAAAAAAAAUAUAUAUAUAUAUAUAUAUUUAAUACAAUGCUAAACAAAAAUCUGCACACCAGUCAAGCCAUAAGACUUGCUUUUCCCACAGAAAUCCCAAAUCAGCAGUGAUGUUACAACCGCAAAGGAUUCUGGGUGGGCAUAUGCAAAUUAGUUUAACAAAGAAUCACAUUUUUGCCUCAUUCCAUUUUAAACAUGGAUUCCUUUUAAUUUGUGUUUGCAGUAUACAACUGCUUGGAACACAAUUUAGGAUAAGAUGCAAAACCAGUGAACCACUCAUGGACAGCUGUUUCGUUGUUAAUGCAACUCUUCAGCAUGAGGUUGGUUACUGGUUCGCUUAUGGAGGCUUGGUAGUGCUUGUGAAGCAAGAUCCAAAUAGAUUAUGGUGGGGAAAAAUUGUGAUUGAAAACCCCUUCCAUGGAAUGAGGCAAAAAUGUGAUUCUUUGUUAAACUAAUUUGCAUAUGCCCACCCAGAAUCCUUUGCGUUUGUAACAUCACUGCUGAUUUGGGAUUUCUGUGGGAAAAGCAAGUCUUAUGGCUUGACUGGUGUGCAGAUUUUUGUUUAGCAUUGUAUUAACUAUCCACAUACUUCAGGUGGAAGGGGUUUUCAAUCACAAUUUUUCCCCACCAUAAUCUAUUUGGAUCUUGAGAUAGAGAGAGAGAGAUAUAUAUAUAUAUAUAUAUAUAUAUAUAUAUAUAUAUAUAUAUAUAUAUAUAUAUAUAUAUAUAUAUAUAUAUAUAUAUAUAUAAUGUUUUCCCCCAUCCUUUAAUCACAAUGAUAACUGGCUACACCCAUCUGAGAGUAAUUUAUAGUUUUCUGCAGUGCUGACCCCAGCAGCCCUGUGCUGCACAUGACUUGCAAAUGUUUCCAAAUGGAAUUUAUAUGAAUGCAAAGCAAUAAGCCAGGAGGAUUCGAGUUGUUUUCGGAUUUGGCAUGCAUGUUAAAAGAUGCGUAUUUAGCAAUAUAGAGUGCGUUGUCAGCAACUAGACAGAGCUUUGGAAUGGUUCUGUGUAAUAUGAUGCAUGUAUUUUUCAUUACACACUGUAAAUGGAAUGUAGAUUCUCCCCUUCUAGCAGGUUAUUGGCCAGUUUAUUCCAGGUUUAGGGGAAAUUCAUUUUUUUUACUGAUUGGAGGUUUACAUGAAAAAUGAUUUAUGUAAAAUAGAUGAAUUUAAGGGAUCCUGUCACAUUGUUGACCUUUAGCUAGUAUCAAGCUAUGCAAAAACCCAGGAACUGAUCUUUCCUCUUUAAGGCUGAGUGUGGCUUUUGAUAAAAUGCCAGCACAGAGACGAGAGUGCUUUUGUCUGUUUCACGUGCUAGGAUAGAAUCCAUUUAUAACUUGUUUUAGAAACAUUGUCCUUUUACACUGCUAAAGCCCAAACUUGUCCAGACUUUUUUAUUUUUAUUUACUUUUCUUUGAGAAGUAUUAACCCAUUCACUAUCAAAUACUUUUUGUUGAAAAAAAAUAGCAUAACAAUUACUUCAUACAAGUGAUGCAAAACUAGCAAACAAAACCCCAUACUAAAAUAGCAAUUUUGUGUAUAGAUGGCUUUUCAAACUCAAAGGAACACUCCAAACACCAUAACCACUACAGUGCACCCUGGCAUUCCUUCACUAUAAGUAGGCAAAACAUUUGGUGUAAUGGUUCGACGCUCCCUUUCUUUCAGCAUCUGAAGAUCUCUUCACUAAGCUAAACGCGGCUGUGCAGAGCUCAGCUCAUUGGCUGAGAGCAAUCGGCUGACAGUCAAUGCAUGGCUUAGCUGAGGAGCGCUAAUGGAAGCUCUUAGCAGGUAAUAAGUCAAAGCCUUUAUUUCAUACCAUUUUAAGGCUGUUCUGUCUACUAUACUAUAGAUCUGUACACAAGGUUGAUCAAACUUUUCUAAACCAGUUGCUUCUGUAUAUCAUUUUGAGUGCACUGGAUGCAUCUACUUCAUGGCUCGUACAAGUCACAUGAUUCUAGGUAUGUUGACAAUAUACUAUUGCUUUGCAUGUGCACUUGGCAAUGAUUACUGAUGUGAUCACAGUGUGCAUGGACAGGCUAUAGACACCAGAACAACUACAUUAACCUGUAGUGGUUCUGGUGACGAUAGUGUCCCUUUAAGAAUUGUAUUUUUGUAGUUGAAAAUUGUUUUGUUAGUUAAAAAAAAAAACCUCUCAUAUAAUUUUUUUAACUGGCUCUGUGUUGUACUCAGAUUCAUAAACAAUAUUACAAGACUGAAGUCAAUGGAGGAGACUGCGGGGCCUCCAUAGAUGACUUCUCGCAGUGACCAUGCGUGAAUGCCACAAGCGUCACAUUAGAUUGGCAAAAAGUGUUGGCAUUUCAAUGACGGCAUCAGGAUUUCAUAAAGAUUGUAUCUUAAUGAAAUUCUGCAAAAUGACAGAUACUUUUUUUUUUUAAUGUGCUUUUUAUUUUUCGGUUGAUUUAAAAAAAAAAAAAAAAAAAAUGUUUUACCAAAUUAUAAACAAGCCUGGUAAUAGAUGUGGCAGUAGAUAGUGAAUAAUACAUUUCUAGCAACCUAUUUCUAUAUCCCUACUUUAUACCCUUUGUGUCACUAUACCCCACUCCCUCUAGCAUGUAAGCUCAUUGAGCAGGGCCCUCAACCCCUCUGUUCCUGUCUGUCCAUUUGUCUGGUUACAAUUGCAUGUCUGUUAGUCCACUCAUUGUACAGCGCUACAGAACCUGAUGGCGGAAUAUAAAUAACAAAAUAAUAAAGGAAGAGCUGUCUUGUUUAACAAAAUGAUGUGCAUUUUAUUAAAGGGACACGCCACUGCCCAAAUCCAACAUAAAAAUCACUGUUUUGUAGAUAUACCCAUCGAAAGACAGUUUCAGACAACUACAAUUUACUCUCACAUGGACCCAGGCUACCGAACUUGAGGUGACCCCUGAAGGUGACAGAGCUGCUUUAAUGUAAAUGUGGACCCAGGACAUACUUGAAAAUGAGAGAACUCUCAAUGUAUCUUUCCUGGUAAAAUAGUUUAUAAAUAAAUAAAUUAAAAUAAUGUAAAUCUACAAAAUAGUUGUAUAUAACUCUUAAUUGUAAAGCAGUAAAAGGGGCUUGUUAGACCUUUAGUUAGUUACUGUACCAGGUAUUGCCAAGAAUUCACCAGGCAGCUGCAUAUUUUGUCCAAGCUAGCCGUACUAGAAAAAGUAGCAGUAGGAGGAGGGGUAGAAUUAUUCUAACUUGUAUAUUAAGACCUAAAACUUACAAUUCCAUGGUCAUUUCCUGACAAGGUCUGGUAUCAUGAAUAACCCUGUCUCUUUUCAAAAGUUUUCCCACUCUAUGUGCUUCGCUGUUUCACUUGCACUACCUUCCAGCGUUUUCUCAGCAUUUGUCUCCCCAUCUACCACCACAGUUGUCCCUGUAUGACUUUUUUCACAUUUGUGUUGACAAUGCUGUCUAGUUAUGCGGCAAACUACAUCUAUAGAGUGUGAUUUAACAGGCUGCCCUUGCAAGGCUCCUGCGCAGCAUUGAAAUCAUUGUAUCUCGGCAACAGCAUUUUACUGCCACCAGAUAUAUGAAGAGAACAUUACUGCACGGCUCACAGAUAGACAGGGAGUGACUGAUGGAGAAUCUUAGCUCUCUGUGACUAUCGUAAUAUGUAUAUCCCUUUCUGGACACAACUUCAGAAAAAAAAGGCUAUCAUGACGGACAAUUUUCAUCAUGUGUCCUUCUGGGAUAUUGUUCUGGUUCAAGUCAUCAUUAUAACAACUAACCUUUUGUUUAAACCAUGGGUCGUCAACCUGGUCCCUACCGCCCACUAGUGGGCGUUUCAGGAUUCCAGGUGGGAGGUAGGGAUUUUCUAAUUUUGAGAGGGCCGCAUAUGGAGGGUUCCAUCGGGUGGCCCAUGCUGUCAGGGCCACCCGAAGGAUGUGGCCCGGUCAGUGCUGGGCGCUUUAACAGCGCGACCGGGCCCCCUGUGAUUACAUCACCGAGCUGGGAGGAAGUGACUGCACGUCACUCCUCCCAGCUAACACUGAGAGCUGCGUGGGAGGAAAACCAGGGAGUCAGAGUGGUAACACUGACUCCCAUCCACUUGAGCCACCACUGGACCCCAGGGACAGUCACCCUGCACCUUAAAGGUAGGAAACAGGAGGGUGACUAAAAUAUUUUGUUUGUUUGUGUAUGUCUUUGUAUGUGUCUGUGUGUGUGUGUCUGUAUGUGUGUGUCUGUCUGCAUGUGUGUCUUUUCUUUGUAUGUAUGUGUUGUGUGUGUAUGUAUCUUGUGUCUGUGCCUUUGUAUGUAUGUCUUAUGUGUGUCUGUAUGCAUGUCUGUGUGUGUCUGUAUGCAUGUAUAUGUAUGUAUGUGUGUGUGUGUGUCUGUAUAUGUAUGUGUGCCUGUCUGUUAUAGUGGGCUAUAGUAAGUUAUAGUAAGUGGGAUACCUAGCUCAGCCUUCCUACUGGGCAUUGCUAUAAGGAAGGUUAAAAAAAAAAAAAAUUAAAAAAGGGGGGGAAAAAAAGGUGGGGAGGGGAAUUGAGGAGGGAGAGGAGGGGAGCUGACGCACAAAUGAGAAAUCAUAUUAUGCGCAAAUAGAGAAGUCAUCUGAAUAUCACCGAAAGAGGAGACCUUUGUUUGUUCCUUACGAAAGUCGAACCAGAUAUCAAAUAUUUAGUCUUGCAGCAUCAACCUCAAGGAUCUCAUUAAUCACUAGUUAAGGUAAUUUCAAUUUACUUUAUUGUUUUCUCAUUAAACUUUAUAAAGUUAAAAACAUUAUAAACAUGCAUUAAGUAGAAAUAAAAAGAUAAAUGUACGUACAUUUAUUUUUUUUUAAAACGCCCUCCUUUCUAAAAAAUAUUCUGCACUUGCGUGAAAACUGGUGGGCGGUAAGGAAAUUUUUUCAACCAAAAAAAUGCAUUAGUGGGCGGUAGGUAGAAAAAGGUUGACUACCACUGGUUUAAACCAUUGCAUUACCUAUGCCCCAAAGUAUAAAAACCAAAUUCAUUCAGAGUCAUUCAGUUUGGCCGCGUUACUCGAACUUUGCUAUAUGGCUGCUAAUAUGGGCGUUUAGUAAAUAACCCUCUGUUAUGCAUAUUGGGUAAUACAUAACUGUACAGCUCAAUAUUACAUACAGAAAUAGACCUAAAAUAUGACAACCUGCUUUGUAUUUAUAUUCCUUGCGGCUCUAAAUUGUCAGAAUUAAUUGUAGCUUACAUUUGUGUUGUAGUAAAUAUUAUUGCUUGCACUUGUUAGCUCUUCACGGGGCCCUUCCCUUGUCCUGUAAAACCGGUAUAACGGACUGCUUGAAUGUUGGCAGGUUCUCAGAGCAAAGUCCUGGAACUCUGCUGGUUAGAUCCUGUCAUCUCAAUGUUUUUUUACUUUGUGAUAUUUUGCAUUGUCAAGAUUCUGUCUUCUGCCACUAGCUGUUUUUCUCUCUUCCCCUUUGACACCAUUUUAUUAUUUUCUUAUAGGGCAGAAGCAUAACUACCACACAGACCAAGGAGUCUCCUCCAGAACCCUCCAGGGAAAAUGGCCUGCUUUCAGAAGAAGAUGAACAGGAUCUGUUUGCUGGUAGGUGGGGAAAAUAAUGGUGAAGAUAUGUGCUUCAACAAAGAUAGAGCGUAAUGCAGUAAAAGCUUUCACAAGGUAUUAAAGAGGAAAGUUAUUCCAAACACAAGUAAUGAGACUACACCAAACACAACCGGUUUAAAGAACGCAAUUCAUUCAUUAAUUCACUGGCACCUGUGAUUUGAUCUCCGACAUUAUCAAAUUACUCUAAAAUCUACUGAUUGAGAAUUCUGGUUGUAUGAGUCACUUCCUAGUCUGCACAGAGUUUACCACACAGUCUGUAAAAGUGAAAAAGAAAAGGUGGUAGACCGCGCCAAAAGAAUAAGUAAUCAGAUAAUCAUAAAUGUACAUACAUGUAGUUCUUGAAUUUUACAGCAUAUGGGAACCUCAAAAAAGAACAAUAAACAAUAAUAGUGCAAUAUGCAAAAGUACUUUAGUAAUGUAUAAAUAGGAUACACUGUGGGUAAAGAGCAAACUCACACUUUACCGAGCUGCUAGGAGCUCUGCCGUAUAACGUCUGGACGGUACAAUCCCCGUCUUAGGAUAUGUAGUUCUUGAAUGUUACAGCAUAUGGAAACCUCAAAGAAAACAAUAAACAAUAAUAGUGCAGUAUGAAAAGGUAUUGUAAUAAUGUAUAAAUAAGAUACACUGUGAGUAAAGAGCAAACUCACACUUUACCGAGCUGCUAGGAGCUCUGCCGUAUAACGCCUGGACGGUACAAUCCCCGUCUUAGGAUCUGAAUAUACCAGGAGGUCCAAAUUCAACGGUCAUAUAUAUAUGAAAAAAACAAAAUAUACAGACCAAUGGUACAAUAUCAUAAACUGGAAAUAAUAUAGAAAAAAGUAGGUAUCCUACUUACAGUAUCCAGAGCAAUGACUUGCUCUGGUGAUGACAGCUUAUGGUGGUAUAAUCCCCACCACAGGAUAUAACAGGAAAGCAGCAGCACCAGAAGAUAUGCAAAAGCCAAGGGAUUUGAAAAAAGGCAAUGAAAUUUAUUAUUAAAAAGAUAUAUUUUAAAAUAUAUAUGGGUAAAAGUAUAUAAAAAACAUAUAUAGUAACUUCAAAUCCUAUCCUUGACGCGUUUCGCCCGGGUUUGGGCUUUUUCAAAAGAGGUCUUUACAGUCUGUAAAGCCUUGAAGAGGAAAUUCAAUAUUUUACUGAAAUCAUACUCCGAUAUUGCAGUCAAAUACUUAGAUGAAUCAAAUGCAUUCAGUAUCUGGUGUUCCUGUUGUUCCACAUCACUGAUCACUGCUCUAAAAAGUUAGGUGCCUGCUGGGACUGUUUCUCUUUUCCAAAAAGGUGUUUAAUCUCCGUUAAUAAGCACGUUAAAGGAACACUCCAACCACCAUAACCACUAUAGCGCAUUAUAGUGGUUAUGGUGCCAGGAGCAGUCAAAGCAUAGUCUUGGAACCAUAUCCACUACAGCACACUGUAGUGGUCAUGGUGCUUUGAUUGUUCCUGUAAUUUUGAAUGAAAUAUAUAGGUUUCUUGAAAUUAUUAAAGGGAUUUUAUCUUCCUUAUAAUGUAAAACAAUAUAUAAACCUUUGAAUAAGAUGAUGAUUUGGAUCAUUAGCCAUUAGUUUAGUAGCUUACUGGGAGUUUAGGUGGGCGUGGAAAGCUUCUCUGCUGGUUUCUUUGGUUUUGCUACUAUUUUAUGUCAUUACAUCCUGUGUCAACGUUGGUAGCUCACUUGGAAAUGGCAGAGCUGAUCUUUUAUUCCUUACUAAUAUUGCGGGAAUAGAAUUAUUGCUAUCAUGUGGGGGAAUGUCAUGCAUGACUGGGUUCCAUAUGGGUAUUACUGGGUUCCAUAUAGGUAUCCACUUAUGGACAUGGCCGGAAAAGUUGGGAUCAUGGAUAUAAUUGUGAAGGUAGGGAGCAGGGAUAUGACUUGGAGGGGGAGGGGCGUGACUCUGGGUGGGAGGGUGUGGUUCUGAGAUGCGGCCAGGGACAUUGCCCUGAAAACACGGCAGCAACAUGGCUUGGUUUAUUGAGCCUGGGAUAUCAUUUAAAAGGUGAAUAAUAAUAUGGCUGCUAAAGGAGGAAUAAUUAAUUGGAAUGAUGUAGGGAUGUGAAUGGUGGACAGAGAGAUAGAGGUUGGGGUGUGGGAGCAUAGCUGAGGACAAUCACUUUAUGGCUUGGAUGAUGGACAUGUUUGCUGAGGGAGGGCUAUUAACAUGAUUAUGAAGCUAGGCAGGAGCUUUUUUUUUUUUAGGAAGUGACUUUUAUACCCAUGGGGCUUGUGGAGGUGUGGCUUGAAGCCAUGCUCCCAAGCUUUCUAAUUAGUUUAAUGUAAAUUGGGACCACUAAGAAUGGGAGAACUGUAGGCACCAUAACCACUUAAUUUAGAUGAAGUUGUAAUAGUGAGUACAGUGUUCACUUUUUUGCUCUUAUACAAAAACGCCCUCCCUCAACCAGAGAAGUAUGCUCUCUCCAGCUGCAUCUAACACUUGUAACCUACAGUCCUUCAGCGACCCUUUACAUUCCAUUCUAAAUUGCUAAAAGAUAAAAAAAAAAAAAAAAAACUGGGUCAAAAGGCAGCAGUGUUUGUUCUUUAAUGUGUACCAUUAUUACAAUUUGCAGGACGUAAUUGAAAACCAGAGAAUCUUAAUAUUUAAUGCACUUUAUACUUUUAUUUAAAAAAAAUAAAUAAAUAAAAAUAAUAUUAACUUUCAAGCUUUAACCAUCCUUAUUCUAUCCGGUCUUACAGAUUCCACAGUCAAGCUGGCAGUGGACAGUUCUCAAAAUAACCAAAAAGAGGAGGCAAAAAAGGGACCACUGACUACACCUAUGCUCAUAGCAGCUUGCGCCCCCUCCAAAGCAAAGCACAAGUCUUACGAAGAGGUAAUGAGAGUACAGGAGAACAGUGGGCUAUGGAAGCUGUGCAAGUCGCCUCUUGGGCUUAAAGGCUAAACCGUUAUUUCUAACAGUACAUUUAUCGUGGGUUUCCCUAUAAAUUUUCUUCUGAUCUGAUGAGUCAAAUGAUUUGUUUAUACAAUGAUUGUAAUGUUGUAGUGUUGUUUGAGAUACAGAUGGCCAUCCAUAGCAUUCCUUUUAUAUGUAAAAUAUUUUUUUUUAUGUCCUCAGCUUGAAGAAGAAGAACAGGAGGAUCAAUUUGAGCUGAUUGUCAGCAUUCGAGAUCCAGAGAAAAUCGGUUAGUAGGUGACUGCAUUUUCCACCUACAGUGGGGCUAAUACAGUGGGGCUAAUUUAUAUUUACUCUGUUAUUAACUACAUGUGUGCACUUCUGGGAAUUACAUUUAGCCGGAGCAAUUAGGAAGCAUUGUUCACCCCCAUAUUAAAAGAGACCUAUCAUGCCACAAACAACUUAUGCUCAUUGAUUUGAGCAUAAGAUUCUAGCUAUACAUUGUAAUAGCAAAUGUAUAGGUUAGGUGAAAAACCUAUCUAAAAAAUAGUUUUCUCCCAGUUGUCAAUCAAUGCCUUGGUGUGCUGAGGCAUUGACUGACAAGGGAAAGCAGGAAAUCCUCAAGCAGGAGGCUACUCUGCUCUUCAACCAUAACAACCACAGAACAUGUGCGAGCACAAGAGUAUAGGAACGGAGUGUAACACCUCCAAAGUGAUGCUGGAAUAAGGGAAAAGUGAGUGACUCUCUAUAUUUGACAUUGAAUACACCAUGUAUCUUUGUGAUAUACACUGUAUUUAAUUUACAUGGGAGCAAUUUCCGUUAAGUUAAAUUUUUCAUUACCAAUUCACUUUAAAUCUGCCUCAAUAUACUUUGUUCAGUAUAGUUGCACCAAGUGGAAAUGUUUGUGUAAUACAGUUUUGUUGAAUCAGUUGUUAAUUUUUUUAGCAAUAUUUGAGCAGUUAAGCAAUUUGAGCAUCCGACACCUAGCAAAAUAAGGAAUUACAAUCCCCAGACAUCAGCAGUGGGAAAACUCCUCUGCUAAAUGAGCAGAAUAUGUAUGUCUGUUAAUAAGGCAGUUUAAUAAUAACCCAUUGUACCCUCUGAUUCUAGUCCUUGAACCACUUCACAGACAGCCUAUAUAUGGAUGUCUGUUUAUAUGGAUAAAGUCUUCUCAGUGUUCUCCUUGAGGUAGCAAUGCAUAGCAGGUUCCCUGGCCCACUGCUCUGAAAAUCUUGGCAUUCUAGUUAAUUGAUAGGUGACGACUAUAAGAUGAGUUGCCUGCAAUUUCUCUUCUUACAGGGGAUGGCAUGAAUGCGUACAUGGCUUACCAAGUAACAACCCAGGUAAGUAGACAGAAAAUACCUGUUCCACUUUCUACCAAUCACUUACCAUAUGUCUCCCCCCAAAGAGGACAGAAAACGUCCACGUACACAUUAAUAUGUAAACACCAAGUGUAUUUCUUCAAUUGGAAUUUAAGAUAAUCAGUCAUGAUUAACAGUUAUCAGUGAUAUUGACGAGUGACAAUCUGAUCACCCGACCAAUAAUAACACCAAGUCAACUAUGUACUACUAAACUGUCCUAGUCUACCAUUCAUUGUUAAAUUCAUUGACAUUAUCGUUAUUGUUCUAUGUCAGUGCUUACAUUCUUUAAAAUAUAAGGGAUAAUCUUCCAUCUCCUCUUAGCCAAUUUCUUUUUAGAACUUGAACUUGAUGGCGUUUUUGCAGUUUUUCUUUUUGUCGUGAAAUAUGGUUUGGGAUUUUCUUAACCUGGUAUGUCAUUGCUGUAGAGGUAAAGACUACAAAUAUGGCGUGUACAGACAGGAAUUGAAAGCCUCUGUACAUGCCAAUGGGGGUGGGCAGCUAUGUGUGCUACUGCACUGCGCACUUCCUGGUUAAAUACUGUAUUUAUUGUCCUCCUCACAUAUUUCAGUUUCUAUCUCUAGGGUGAGGCCCUGUUCCCUAGUUUACCUCCACAACAAUCAACUAAUUGAUAUACUCUAUACAAGUAUCAUUAUUCCAAGUACUAUGCUACUAGCCUCUGAGCCGCUCCUUCUGCUCUGGAAACUCUGUGAAUGGACAGAGCACACAGAAACCCUCCUGCAAGACAACUUCUGAUUGUUUCAUGAUGGUGCAUUUAAGACACCAAUAUCUUAAUAACUUUGCUGUAAUUAAAGCUUUCUAUAUGUUAGGUAUGCCUACAAAUAUACAUGUGUGAGGAGGAGAGAAUUACUUACUGGUGAGCUCUCCCCCCAUAUAAAUUUGGCAACCUGUGUGGGAGUCGUGCAGCAUUUCAUGUUCUCCAAACGUGGUGCGUUAGUUGGUUUAGGGCUGGUGCCUGAUGGAUAGAUUUGUUUAAUCUGUAAAGCACUUUAAUCUAUCACUAGUCGACUAUAUUGUUUAAGGCAAUUUUUUAGAAAUGUAUUUAUUUACUUUUUUAGCUACAGAUGUACAGUCAGUUUUAAUAAGUGACUGCUUCCAAAUGGCACUGAAGAUCUACACAAGUGUUUUAUGUUUUUUGUUUAAAGCAAAAUGUACAAGUAGUCUGUCAGUGGUAGCAGACAAUCAUGGUAAUACCUUUUAUUCCAGACCAACUUGCCUAUGUUCAGGAGUAAACAUUUCACUGUGAAAAGACGGUUCAGUGACUUCCUGGGCCUGUAUGAAAAGCUUUCUGAGAAGCACUCACAGAACGGGCUGAUUAUCGCGCCACCCCCAGAGAAAAGCCUGAUCGGUAAUUAAUGUGUAAUUUGUCUUGAGGUCAUUCAUUGUGUUUUUGGAAACAUCCAUCACGUGACUUCUGCAGCAAGCCGUGUGUGUUACAGCACUCGCCUUACUGUAAAGUCCUCCUGAGUAUUUACACAAAACCAUAGCUUUGUUUCAGAUCUCUGUUUGAAAGCAAAAUGUCAUGUAAUAAGCCAGCAUGAGAAUCUACUGCCUUAAAAUGUCUGUAUUAUAUGGCUGUAAUUUGUACGCUUUGAUUCUGCAGAGCAGCUCUAUUGAUCCGUAUUGAACACAAUGUUAAUCUAAUGAGGACUAUCUGCUUACAUUUUAACGUGUAAUUUUAUUAUUUUUUUAAUUUAAUUUAGUGUUUUUCUCAGCAUGCGGUCAGAAUAUUUUUUGGGGUUUUUUUGUCUGUGGAAGGAGUUUGAGACACUAAAUUACACGUGGGUGCUUGUUACACCUGCUUGGUCUGUAUAUUAUCGUGCUUGGUAAUCAUCAAAAGUGCACAAAAUGUCUGUAAUUCCUGUACUAAUGCAUUGCUUUGUUUGGGUUUUUUUUUUUGCAUGACAGAAGUAAUGUAUCUUUUAUAAAAAUAAAAAGCUCUUACACCUUAGCUCCACUCCUGUUUCUCUUUUCUCCACAAGACAAUAACAGGGAAAAAAAAUCCUGUGCAAAACGUUGUGAGGGAAUAAGGAAUAUUCCCAUGGAAUAUGUCAUUUUGUCAUUUACACAAACCAUUUGUGUCUUUGGGAUGCAUUUGGUAUAAUUGCCAGCAUAUAUGUGGAUGGAUGAAAACAUGUAUUUUGCACAGAAAUCUGUCAAUGGGUGUAAUAAUUACAGUCCACCAGCCUGCGCAACGUAUCUUAUUUUGUGAUGUAUGUUAUGUGAGAUGCCUUUGUUAUUUAGUCUGUGCCAAUCACAUGGCAAUAAGGAUAAAAUAGAACUAUUUUACUGAAAUGUAAUCUGUAAGUUUACCUGGAAUUUUAGGAAUCCUGUUGCAUUCCAUCAGAAAAAUGGUUCCAUGUUCUUAGCACGCCAGGUGUAAUGUAAUCACCCAGACAUUUGUGUCUUAAUGUGUUUUGUCAGGUAUGACCAAAGUGAAAGUUGGGAAGGAGGACUCCUCUUCAUCUGAAUUUCUGGAACGUAGACGGGCAGCUUUGGAGAGGUAAAUCAUUGUUACACAACAAAGGGAUAGGUGCAGGUUGAAGUAUUCAGGCAAUUAAUGGGGAGAUCUUUGUUUCUGGCAUCCAGUUUAUUCAGCAAUAAGUGGAUGGCAGGAUCCAAUACCAUGGUCUGCCAUGUUACUUGUGCAUAAUAUUACUUGGCUUAUUCAUGUGAUCAAAUGUACCAUAAUAUAAUAAUGUAAGACGUACCCAUAUAUUUUAUUUAAAAAUGUAGUAAAGAAAAUAUAAAUAAAAUAGUGUUGUAUUUAUUAUUACUUUAAUUGUGGCAAAAUUCCACUUAUAUGUAUAGGAAGUUUAGCAUUUGUGUGUAGAGGAUAUGGGAUGGGGGGAGUGAAAGGAAAGCCGUUUUUUUUAAAUAUAUUUUAUCUUGUUUUUUCAAUGUUCUAUUUUGGUUUAUUCCCUCUUCCCCCAUGCUUCUUACCUUGGACCAGGAAGGGAGGACACAGCGAUCCUUGGUCUGGUGGUGAGGGACUGUGGCCUGGACUUCUGCCAGGUGCAGACUGCGUUUACUCUUUUUGUAAACCCUGGAUGGCCGGGGCUUACAGGAGGAAUAGUUUAAUUCUGUUCCCGGUGGAGGUGCUGUCACGGCUGCUAGUGUGGUCCAACACACAGAAACUAUGUAAACAUAUACAUAGGAAAGGAAAUAAAAGGACAGAGCGUAAACGGGACCUUAGAAUGGCCAGACUAAUACGCUAGAGAUAGAGAAUGGUCAAAGGGAAAGCCGAGGUCGCGGAAGCCAGAAAUACUCAGAUACCAUUUAAACAAGCCAAGUCAGGGGAACCAGAAUUUGGAAUAACCAGGGAAAAGCCAAGAUCAGGAUACCAGGAAGUAUUAUUACAUAGUUACAUAGAGACUUGCGUCCAUCAAGUUCAGCCUACCUCACAUUUGUUUUUUGCUGUUGAUCCAAAAGAAGGCAAAAAACCCAGUUUGAAGCACAAUUUUGCAACAAGCUAGGAAAAAAAUUCCUUCUUGACCCCAGAAUGGCAGUCAGAUUUAUCCUUGGAUCAAGCAGUUAUUACCCUACAUUGAAAGAUUAUAUCCUUGAAUAUUCUGUUCUUGCAAGUAUGCAUCUAGUAGCCGUUUGAACAUCUGUAUGGACUCUGAUAAAACCACUUCUUCAGGCAGAGUAUUCCACAUCCUGAUUGUUCUUACAGUAAAAAAACCUUUCCUUUGCCUUAGACGAAAUCUUCUUUCUUCCAGUCUAAACGCAUGGCCACGUGUCCUAUGUAAAGUCCGGUUUGUGAAUAGAUUUCCACACAAUGGUUUGUAUUUGCCCCGAAUAUAUUUGCAUAAUGUUAUCAUAUUCCCCUCUCAGGCGACGUUUUUCUAAACUAAAUAGGUUUAAAUUUGUUAACCUUUCUUCAUAGCCGAUAUGUUCCAUUCCUUUUAUUAAGUUUGUAGCCCGCCUCUGCACUUUUUCUAGUGCCAUAAUAUCCUUCUUUAGAAUAGGUGCCCAAAAUUGCACAGCAUAUUCAAUAUGGGGUCUUACCAGUGAUUUAUAAAGAGGCAAAAUUAUAUUCUUGUCCCGAGAAUGAAUGCCCUUUUUCAUGCAUGACAAUACCUUACUGGCCUUGGCCACUGCUGAUUGACAUUGCACAUUGUUGCAUAGUUUGUUGUCUAUAACAAUUCCCAAGUCCUUUUCAUGUGUUGUUAUCCCUAAUUCGCUUCCAUUAAGGGUAUACGUUGCUUGUGUAUUCUUUACGCCGAAGUGCAUAACUUUGCAUUUUUCAACAUUAAAUUUCAUCUGCCAUUUGAGUGCCCAGUCCCCCAGUCUAUCUAAAUCCCUCUGCAGCAAAGUAAUAUCUUGCUCACAUUGUAUUAUUUUACAAAGUUUUGUGUCAUCUGCAAACACUGAAACAUGACUUUCAAUGCUGUCUUCAAGAUCAUUUAUAAACAUGUUAAAUAGAAGAGGUCCCAGAACAGACCCCUGAGGGACACCACUUGCCACCUCUGUCCAGCUUGAAAAUUUACCAUUAAUGACAACUCUUUGUACUCUGUUUUUAAGCCAAUGUUCUACCCAAGAACAAGCAUUUUCAUCUAGACCGAUUUCCUUGAGUUUGAACACUAAUCUAUUGUGUGGAACUGUAUCAAAUGCCUUGGCAAAAUCCAAAUAGAUCACAUCCACGGCAACACCCUGAUCUAUACUUCUACUUACUUCUUCGUAGAACGCAAUCAAGUUAGUUUGACAUGACCUGUGCUUCAUAAAACCAUGCUGAUUUUUGCUGAUAACCAUGUUCUUCUCAAGGAAUUCUUGAAUAUUAUCCCUUAAUAACCUUUCAAAUAUUUUACCAGCCACAGAAGUUAAGCUCACAGGUCUAUAAUUUCCAGGCAAGGAUUUUGAACCCUUUUUGAAUAUAGGAACCACAUCUGCCUUCCUCCAAUCCUCCGGAACACUUCCUGAAAGAAAAGAAUCUUGAAAGAUUAAAAACAGAGGUUCACUUAUUUCUGCACUUAGUUCCUUAAGUACACGUGGAUGGAUACCGUCAGGCCCUGGAGCUUUGUUUAUAUUAACUUUCUUUAGUUGCUGCAGCACCUUGUCUUGAGUUAACCAAUUACAAUUAUUCUGCAAGUUUUUAGAAGCAAUCAUUUGCGCAUCUAUUGCCAUGGGUUCUUCCUUAAUAUAUACCACGACAGGGCAAGGUACUGCGGUGAAUUAGGGAUUUAAAUAUCCCUCUCUAGGCUCUGAUUGGUCAGAGGGUGACCUCUGACCCCAGAACGUGCGUGUGCGUUGACGUCGUGAAGUCACGCGCACGCUCGUAUAAUUUUGGGGGGGUGGAGCCAUGGAUGGACACGACCUCAUGGUCUCAUCUUGGAUUUCCCCGAGCAGCGUGGAGGAGCGGUUCCCGGCUCGCCGCUGAGCAGGUAAGGUCAGUGAGUUGGUGUGGUCGUGCUGGUCAGGCACGGACGCACAUGGCAGCGAGCCGGGAGCCAUGACAGGUGCAGACUAAUCGAGACUGGACUCGCACCUCUCCUGCCACAAUAGGCUGCACUCUCCUGUUGAAAGACAUCUUUAAUCUUUUCUCUAGGCCUGCCCAAAGCGACAUAUUAUAUAUAUAUAUAUGUGUGUAUAUAUAUAUAUAUGUGUGUAUGUGUGUGUAUAUAUAUAUAUAUAUAUAUAUAUAUUAUGGAAUCUAGAAUUCAAUAGGAUUCAAAUCUUGGAGUUAAAAGAAUAAUUGUAUUCUGGAAAAUACAGUAUGUCCUUUCAGUUGAACCACUAGCAAAUUUCACGUGUUUCUCUAGUGGAAAAAAAUUGUAGGCACAUAAUACCUGAAUGUGUGUGUUUUUCAGAUAUCUCCAGAGAAUAGUCAGCCACCCAACGCUUUUACAAGAUCCAGAAGUUCGGGAGUUUCUGGAAAAGGAAGAGGUAAUAGUACCUGUUCAUAAAAGGACUGUCAGGGCUUUUCACGAAUGUGUAGAAGUAGGAAAUCUCCAAUUUCAGGGUGGAAUAACCACAUUUAAAAAAAAACUUAAGCUAUGUUUUAAGUUUGCAUGUUUUUGCCUUAAAUUUGAAAUUCACUUCCUGACAUUUUAGACUUUAGUGAAUAACUCUGUUUCCAAGUAUAUAUGCUGACAUAACUUACAACAUAUGCCUUUAGUAAAUAAUUUGAUAUUAUUGUUAUCAUACUUAAAGGGACACUAGGCUGUUAAUGAUUCCCCCUCCCUCCCUGAUAUACAGGUAAUGAAUUAAAAUGUGACUAAAUAGUAACAUUUUAUGUUAAUGCAACUCCUGUAGUAGACCAGUCAGUCUUUUCUCUUUUAUGCCUAUGGCAAGUUAUCUCAUUCCAAUUCAGGGACUUGUUCAGUGUGUUCCCUAACGGUAUGUACAUGCUAUUUCAAUUAUUGUGCGAAGGAUGUGAGGUAAGACAUCACUAUACAAGAAUUGGGACUUCUUACACUAUAACCUUUUCAUUGAGUAAAAACUGAUCAGAGCCAAGGCGUUAGAUGAUUUCAGAUUUAAUCUUGUGUGUUUUCUCCACUGUUUUAUUGCUGUGGCGAUGUGGCAUUUUUAGUUGGGAGCAAAGAUCAGGUAUAGAAUUUGGUGAUGAUAAUCUUCAUAUCUUUGUAGUAUGUAGGUAUUCACAUUGGCUAUAAGAUGGUCAUAAGCCUUGCUAGAGGCCUGUAGCUUUUAAAGGGAAACUAUCGUUGUUUUCCUAGCACAAUAGUUCACUAUAGUGCCCCCCUGUCAGCCGGCGGGGGGACAUAAUGCGCAUGCGAGGAGUGACAUGCUCACAUUAGGACUUCCCCUAUAGGUUGGGUGACGCUGGAUGUCUUCAUGCAUAGCGUGAGGAUGUCCAGCGUCAGGCGACCAAACCUUCAAGAGAUCCCUCUAGUGGACAACCUUUAGAGGUAUUAACCCUGACAGGUACUUAUUAGUGUCCCUUUGGGGCCAGAUGGACCAUCAAAUUUAGGUCUGGAGUUCAGAUGUCAUGAGACUGAGACUGAGACAGAAGACAGAUACCAGACUGUAAUGAGAGACAAGUAUUGUCAUGUUUGAAAGUGAACCCAUUUAUUUAUUAUACAUGAGUUUUAAUGUACAGAUGAUUGCUACAAAACUAAAUUAAUAGCAAUGAGUGCAUAAAUAAGGAUAGGUUAGAUUUUGGAGGCAUUCAGAUGAAAGCCUGAUUAAUCUCAGACACCUGAGAGACUCUUUUCAUCAUGGCUUGUAAAGGCACACCCCAUUUUAUUAUCAAUUUGGAUUUGUACCCUGAACUGAAGUCUUGUGCUCUGUUAGAUCAUUAACAAGAGUAUGUAUGUGCAUAAUUAGUUUUUUAUUUGUAAUUAUUUUUUUGUGCUUCCUUUUUAAAAAAAUCUUUUUACCAUUCAUUAUUCAUUUGAUAGAUAUUUGUUGCUAAAUGAAUAGGCCCAGACAAGUAUAUUUGAUAUGAUUUAAUUUUUGUAAAAUGCUGUUAAUUUCCUUCUCGUAGCUUCCCCGUGCUGUCAAUACCCAGACGCUAAGUGGAGCAGGACUUCUCAAGAUGUUUAACAGGGCCACUGAUGCUGUGAACAAAAUGACCAUCAAAAUGAACGAGUCCGAUGUUGUAAGUAUUUUCUCUAUACAUUUAUACAGCUUUUAUUGGAAGUGUUUUGUAUCUGCUCUGUCCAUCUGCCUGUUUUUUUUUUUGCAGCAUGCUCUUUGGGCUUAAUCACUGAAUUCUAGUAAAAACGUCAUAAAGCCAGCCAGUCUAAACUCGAAAUUCCAACUGAUUAGAUCCCUACAUUUCCAUUUUUCAGGGACCUGCCUAAUGAUCAGCACUGAAGUUGAGAAAUAUUUUUGAUCUGAUAACACAUAGACAAGCUUCGAUGAGAGAGCAGCAUUAUUAAAUAGUAAACAGUACGUUUUUUUGCAACAAGAACAGAGAAUGAGAAUUUUGAUAAUGAGCAAAAGCUCAGAGAAACCUCGGUAGCUAGCCCUUUGGUUAGUCCCCAUUCACCUCUCAAAAAUGUUUUUGCUGACGUGCCAUUACAGAGAAGAGCGCCUUUACCAUUUGCAUGUCAGACUGAUUCCGCCCAUAAAGGCAGUCCAGAUCCGAAAUUCUGGCAAGCUCAGUCUGCUCAAGAGAUACAGCAACCCCAGGCAACCUUGUCAUAUUUUAUUUAAAGUGUUACUGCUGUGUUCUGUGUUAAUGUAAUUAGGGUGUUGGUAAAUGUUUAUAUGUAAGAUAGAUAUAUAUAAAUAAUUUUUUAAUCUUUUUUUAUUAAUUUUUUACCUAUAUUAGUGGUUCGAGGACAAGCUGCUGGAGGUGGAGAACGAAGAGCAGCAUUUGCGCAAGCUGCAUGCAGUGGUCGAGACUCUAGUGAACCACAGAAAAGGUAAAUAGUGCCGAAAAUCUCUCUGUUGUCCAUAGGUGAUACCACUCAGAGUGGGAUUUGUUUCUUUCCCCCAACCUGUUUUUCCUUUUUCAUCUAUACUUAUGCCCUUUUAUUAUUUUCUCUUAAAUUGUGAAAACCGUAUUGUUGGGGUGAUAUACCUUGCUGCCUGGGUUGUUAGUAUUUUCACCUGACACAAAAGAGAAAGAAACGAUAACUGGAACAAAGUCAUGUAGCUGCCAAAUAAAAUAAAAGUGAAACUGAGAUGAGGGGGAUUCUUUUAGCAUAGCCAGUGCAAGGGCCGCAUAUUACUUGUACUAGGUACAUAGAAUAUCUUGUAAAAGAUUACACUCGCUACUCCUGUAUUGUUCUUUUGUUUUUUAUUCAAUAAAAUGUAAGCUGAUAUAGCUUUGUGUUAUAUAUAAAAUGCACCGGGCAUUAAGAAUUUAACCAGGAGUGCAAGCCCUAGUUAUAUAUCAUUUCAGCACAACUAAAAAAAAUUAAAUAACAUUAUUGAACCAGUAUGAACGCAGAUUUAUAAGCUAAACAUUUUAUCAUAAAAAAUAUUGGCUGCUUAAUAUAUUGGUGGCUAUAUACUAGCUCCCAAAUCUGAGGUUGAAAUCACCUUGGAAACGCAGCAUGGGAACAAGAAGUUUCACUUAAUAACAUUUGGAUUUAUUACCAUUAUUAUAUUUUGUAAAGUGUUGCAUGUUGUGUUUUUUAAAUGGAUCUGUUCUCAGUUGAGAUUUUAUUUGCCACAUUUAUCUCACCCUUCUUAAUACAUUGUGCAGCCUGUAAUUUCCCAAAACCCUAAAAUAAUCGAAUAAAGAUAACUGCUGCACUUAUCAAAUUUACUGGUGUCUCCUGCCUAAUGACUGCAGUCAGAACUUCUAGAACACUGUGCAUUGUACUUAAAUUAUUCACAGCAGUAAAAAGCAGCAUUAACUCUAUUUUAAAUUAAAAACGGUUGAAGUUUAGAAAACAUUCCAGUGUCCACUUUUUAAUUGCAGAAUUGGCUCUGAACACUGCCCAGUUCUCGAAGAGUCUCGCCAUGCUUGGCAGCUCUGAGGAUAACACUGCCCUAUCGAGAGCCCUUUCCCAGCUUGCCGAAGUGGAGGAGAAGAUAGAACAACUCCAUCAGGAGCAAGCCAACAGUGACUUCUUCCUGCUGGCUGAGCUGCUGGCUGAUUACAUCCGCCUACUUUCUGCUGUCAGGGUGAGUUCUGUUUUGGAAAGGGCACAACUGGUCUUGUGAACCUUGGCCGCCUUUAGGAACCUUAAGAUUGUAUAUUGUUACUAAUGCUUCUAUUCGUGCGUAGCUUUGAAUUAUUUCUCAUUCUUGUAAAUGAUUUCCCAUAUUUAUACUAAAGAAGAUGUCAGUCACUGAGUACAUUAGAAACAUAGAAUGUGGCGGCAUAUAAGAACCAUUCGGCCCAUCUAGUCUGCCCAAUCCUCCAAACACUUUCACUAGUCCCUGGCCCUAUCCUAUAGCUAGGAUAGCCUUAUGCCUAUCCCACUUAUUAUAUAUUAGCUAUGUGUGUAUCAGUUUCUUUGCAUGUAGUAACAGAGUACGGGGGUGCUUAAAUGGAUACUACAGUGCCAGGAAUACAAAGCUGGGAUAAGUAUAAUAAAUAACCCCUUUACUCACCUUUUUUCCAGUGCCGAGAUUCGGUCCAUGCAGCCGCCUGCUCUGCCUCCUGUUUCGUUUUCUCUCAAUUCGACUUCUACUAAUCUGAUAUUUCUUUGUCAUAGAGAAAGUAUUGAAUCCAGUGCUUGUCUAUGACAACUAUACAUUGCUCUAUAUGCCUCAGACAUCUUGCACUUUUCACGAAUGUAACCUUCUCUGUAUACUCUCCUCUUGGGUCGAUUUACAAGGCUAGAGGGCUGGCGUGUAGGCGGUCAGUGUUAAAUCACUCACAGCUGAGGGGUGCAGCACACUAUUUUAUAGUGCCAGUAUAGGAAUUUAAGUCCCUUAUAUAGCUGUAUGUAUACUAGUGUGCAUUAUACAUGUCUACAUACUCCCUGAAUACCCUACCUGUGUGUACCAUAUCUUUCUCUUAGGAUGUGUGUUUUAAAACUUUUUUUUUUUUCUGCAAUAGGGGAUUAAAGAUGAGGGGGCUCCGCCUUGCUUUUAACACUUGUUUACCAUUUACACACACUGCUAUUUAGUAACUUGCUAUGUUUAGACAGGACAAUACAUUCUAUGGCACUGUAUGUAGUACCACCUUUUAUUUUCUGUCCUUCCUUUAAAAUUUAGGGAUCUUGUUAUUACCAGGUUGGACAGGCAAGGAAUUAGCCCACACUUUUAUUUAUUUUUGGUUAAUAAACAUCAGGGUUAAUCCCUUAGACAGUCCUGAUCUCUCUGCCUGGCAAGUUGGAUCCUUAGUUUCUUAGCACUCUUUUUUGUAGUACUGCUCUAUGAGAAGCAUUGAUUAAACGUUCAACGUCCUCAAACAAUGCAUACAAACGAACAUCAUAAACCAAAUCUAUGUUCUCAUAGCGGAAGUGCCAUCUAGUGGCUGUCAGUGUAACAGCCACUAGAGGUGUGUUUAGUCUCGCAAUGUAUCUCGAAAAUGGCAAUAAUUUACAUUUUGGGAAUAAAGUGCCAGGAGCACGGCACCCGGACCACUUCAUUGAGACAAAGUGGUCUGGGUUCCUUGAGUGUAACUUAAUUUAAGAGGUUAAUUAUCCAUGAUGAAUCUAUAUAAUUGUCAGUGUAUGCAAAUUUAGAAAUGGCUGGCAAACAGUUAUACGUUCUAAAUGGAACAUUAAAAGAGCUUGUGGUGGGAGAAAAAGAACAAUCUGUAUGACUUGUACGUAGUAUCGACCGUGACCUUUUCCUUUGUGUUUUCUUUUUCUUUUCUCCAAUCUUACCAUACUAAUAAUCUUAAUAACUAGAUGGCCACUGCUGUGGAAAAACUGUGUACUGUCUACAGCAUUUUAGUCAUCAGUAUUUUAAUUUAAUUUGAACUCGAUAGAUUGGAGUCAUCGUCCCCACUCCCCCAACCUUAAUUACUAUGUACAGAAUUCCGGUAUCCACAAAAGUGAACACAGCGGAAGGUUUAGAGAGAAUAAGAACAAUAAAUCUAUUAGCUCUGAAACUGGAAAAAAGGAUUUCACCCAGUCCUAUAAAAAUAGUUGAAAGAAUGCACCAUAGAGUGUAAGUAUCCAGGAGCUAAAUCAGUAGAAGUAGAUAAAUAUGUAUCUAGAGAUAGGUAUAAUCUUAAAGAAAGAAAUUAGUGGUGGAAUAAAAGACAGGAAAUCGCUUAAAUAAAUCAAAGUUAUUGAUCUUAAUAAAUAUUCAGUCCAAUAAAAGAGUCCAUAAUUCAGCUGAUAAUCCCAAAUAGUUGAAGACUACAUUGGAAUCCACAUAGCGUAUUCGAUCAUAAGUAACCUAGACCCUGCUUGCGAGAACAAUGCAGGGUUAAUAGUAAUUAUGACUUAAUAUACUUUUAUGGAUAAAAGAUGAAGUAAUAGUCCAGAUAUUUAAACCAGAGCAAAUAAGUACAAGGAACGAAUUGCUUGAAAGCUUGAAUUAGUGAUAUCACAGUUCUUUGAAGAGUAGUCACUUGAAAAAAGGGGUUGAUUGAUAAAACAGUGAAUUUAUGGUACUAAAUAAUACAUUCAAAUAUAAAAAAUGAUAAGAAACUGAGGUAGGUAGGUAGUUUAUUAGAAACCAUGUAAAAAAUAACGAUAAAACCUGCAGUCCAGACCCGGAUGGAUAUGGAUUGUCUUUGUAGUUAUCCUCUUCUGUAUCUUAGUAGCCUGAGAGGAUGGCGUUUGAGUUACUGUCUGCUUCACCUCCGACCUCACAUCCAGGGGUGAGCUGCAGUUUCACAAGAAGAUACAGAUGCCGGGUCCGGAUUGAUCAGCAGGAGUGCUCGUGACCGGAUUUCCACUUGCUGUUCCUCCUCUCAGUCCUCGCCGUAUUAUUAUUUAGUACCAUAAUAAAUUCACUGAUUUAUCAAUCAACCCCUUUUUUCAAGUUACUACUCUUCAAAGAACUGUGAUAAUAUCACUAAUUCAAGCUUUCAAGCUUUUGAGCAAUUAGUUCCUUGUACUUAUUUGCUCUGGUUUAUAUACCUGGACUAUUACUUCAUCUUUUAUUCAUAAAAGUAUAUUAAGUCAUAAGUACUAUUAACCCUGUGUUGUCCUCGCAAGCAGGGUCUAGGUUACUUAUGCUAUAAAUACCGUCCUUAUGAUCUAAUACGCUAUGUGGAUUCCAAUGUAAUCUUCAACUAUUUGGGACUAUCAGUUGAAUUCUGGACUCUUUUAUUGGACUGAGUAUUUAUUAAGCUCAAUACCAUUGUGAUUAAUUUCCUGUCUUUUAAUUACUACGUAACUAUAAUUUGUGUCCUUUUUUUUUUUUUUCUUUCAAAGCACAAACAUCCACUCUGUGGGGUUCACGUUUGUUUGAAAAUAGCUUAUCUGGAAUCAAUCCAUCCUCAAAUUUCAGCAUUUAAACAUGUUGGUGACUUCGGCUUGGUUUUAACAAUCCUGCAAGUUUUCUCCUAUCUUGAAAGUUCAGUUUUGUUUGGGUUUUAUUUAGUUAUUUAUUUAGUAAGUUGCAAACCUGCAAAAAUAAAUCAUGAGUAAAAUAUUCUCACUGUUUUGUCCAUACAAUGAUGUAAGCUCUUACAUUUCUAAUUUGUGGUUUGGAUUACCAAUAGAUGCUUUAAUUAGUUGUUUAGUUGGUAGAAUAAUGUAUAAAAACUGUUCCAGUUAGCUUCUCCUAAUUCUAUUUCGGAUAGAAUUUCACUGUCCCUGACCUGCACCAGCUCAGAACAAUGAAGCAAGUGUUUUGGGUUUUGUAUUGUUUUACCUUUCGAAAUCCUUUUCCUCCUAAGCUGAUAAUUUCAGUGUAGUUAGUCCAGCCUUUUCCUUUUUCUCACUGGCUUCCCAUCUCUUGCAUGACUGAACAUGGAAAUUGAUUUUGUGAGGUUGUUUCCCAGACAUGAAAACUAUGAAUUGCAAUGAACAGUAGUUUAACUUCCUCUAUGGGUGCUGUACGGUUCUUCGAGGCCGAGAUGAGUUGUAGUAGUGGGUUGAAAACAGAUGGGGUAUUUGUUGGAAGCACCGACCAUAGGCCGAGUGCCACUUUUAGCCAUUGCAUUGUUUUUUACCUGAACAAUAUUUUUAGAUCCAGAAUAAAUAGGCAUGUUGUGAAUGCACAUCCCUGUCUAAAUCCGGUCUUUGAACACCAAUGCUGUUUAGGCACACAGGGCCACCCUAGCCCUUGUUAUGUUUUUGUUAUGGGGCAAGGAUGACCCUUCCUGACACUUUGUCCCUUCACUUAGUAUCCUGAAACUGCAACAAUUUCCAAAUCUCACUGCAACUCUAAGCACACCUUACCGAAGUAAGCUCUAUUCCCCCUUUAUUAUAAUACUGCGUAGGAUGCUUUAGAACAGUCUGACGUCCUCAUAACAUGAAUACAACAAGGUACCAGUAACCAUGGUAACAUGAUAGCGUUGUCCGCUCUUUACAUGCUGCAAAUAUCACUUUCCACCCUAUCCCAAAGGUGCUCUGUUUGAUUGAGAUCUGAUGAGUACACUGAUCUCAUUGUAAUGUUUGUGGAACUUGCAUGCGAUGACUUUACUUUGUGACAUGCUGUGUUAUCCUGCCUGAACUAACCAUUAGAAGGUUAGUAGACUGUGGCUGUAAGCGGGGAACACAUUCAGCAACAAAAUCGGGCAGUGGCAUGCAAAAACAUGCUUAGAUGGUAUUAUAACUGAAUUCACUGCUUUGGAAGUGACACUUUGAGGGUUAUUUGUAAAAAGUGUUCUGUUCAGAAAUAAUUUAAUAAAGUAAUAAGUGGGGCAAUCACCAUGGAAAUUGCUGGAACAAGCAGGCACAUCGCUUUGGUGACACUGCCUCUUUCCCAUGCUUGAAACACUUUUUAACAUAUCUUAUGAUAUUUACUUACUCAUUCUUCUCUGGCCUCUCUAAAUAACAUGGCUGUUUCACAGAUAGAACUGGGGUUCUGCUGUUUUUGUAUUUUACACUAUUCUUCGUAAGCUUCAGAUAUCACCGAUAAUCCGAGGAAAUCUGCAGUUUCUCAGACCCUAAAACUACGAGUCCUGGCACCAAAUUCCAUGGUCAAGGUCUGAUAGACAUUUCUUCCCCAUUCUAAUGUUUGGUUUUAACAUCAGCUGACCAUUUUGAUCAUAAUUUCAUUAUUUUCUGCCACAUGAUUGGCUGGUGGUAAUUGCACUAAUGAUCAGAGCUAUAGGUGGACCAAAUUAAAAGGCUUAACUGAAUAUAUACAUCAUGAAAAAUAGCGUUUGCUUUGUGUGGGAAAGAUCCUCAUUAGAACUCCUUUAACCCGGAGUCAACAUAUUUUGCAUUCUAGGAUUAUAAAUGUAUACACUAAUAUAAGUACCCACAAACACACAGAAUGUUGUCCUGUGAUCAAUCUCCCGCUGCUAUUGGGCUGCAAUGGCUUUAUCAUCAGCAAAAAUGUAUAAACAAAACCAAUGUCAAGUAAAGUGUAAGCUCACCUGCCAACAUCUGGUGUGUGCUGUCAAAAAGGCAAAUUUCUGAGACUAAAGUGAAUACUGAAUCCGUUCUUGCAUGAUAUUACUUUUUACCAUGUCUGUAUUUGUGUUUUCUUUUGGGGGUUAUAUUUACCAUUUCGGUGGCUUUUUUGUGAAGAAGAUGGAACAUUCAUAUUUUACACAUUUUUUUCCCACAGACUAAUCUUUAUUACACUUAUUUUCUGUUUUAUGCUUUUUUUUUUGCCCACCAGAAUCCUUAUAGGCAAAUAAUGAACUUGGAAUUUGUAAUGAUCUUCCUAUAUUAAAUUAAUGUAUCCUUACAACCAAUCAUCUUAUAUUGUAAUGUUUUCAUUUGCUUCGAAAUAGAAACUAUGGUUUACAAGCAUUCUCUGCUUCUCUGGAAGCUCUAUUGGCAGUAAAUCGGUUACAUGCCAUAUGACUACUGUGUUUGUAUUAUUACAGGGAGUAUUUGACCAACGCAUGAAAAUAUGGCAGAAGUGGCAGGAUGGCCAGGCCAAUCUACAGAAGAAAAGAGAGACUGAAGCGAGGCUGCUGUGGGCUAACAAACCAGACAAGCUGCAGCAGGCAAAGGACGAAAUUUCAGAGGUAAUGGUCAUGAUAGAAUGAUAGGUUUGUGAGUGCACAGGAAUGGCAAAAUAAUAGGUGGGGCGAACAGGAAUGGUAGAAUGAUAGAGGUAUUACCAAGCUGAAAUGGUAGAAUGCUAAGAGGUGCGCGUGAGCCGAAAUGGUAAAAUGGUAGAGGUAUGGCCAAACAGGAAUGGUAGAAUGGCAGAGAUAUGGCCAAGCAGUAAUGGUAGAGGUUUGGGUGAGCAGAAAUGGUAGAAUGAUGGAGGUGUGACCAAGCAGUAAUGGUAGAAUGAUGGAGGUAUGACCAAGCAGUAAUGGUAGAAUGAUGGAGGUAUGACCAAGCAGUAAUGGUAGAAUGAUGGAGGUAUGACCAAGCAGUAAUGGUAGAAUGAUGGAGGUAUGGCCAAGCAGUAAUGGUAGAAUGAUGGAGGUAUGGCCAAGCAGUAAUGGUAGAAUGAUGGAGGUAUGACCAAGCAGGAAUGGUAGAAUGAUGGAGGUAUGACCAAGCAAAAUAUAUUAGAAUAAUAAGAGGUGUGUGCGAGCAGGCAUUAUGAGUUUGAGCAAGAUUCAGUUUAGAGUGGGUUUAUGGGCAAUGUAUUACUUUGUAGCAUUUGGUUAACAGAAUAAAUAUUUAGGGGGUUGUGGUAAAUCAUAUAUAAGCUGUAUGUAAGGUAGAAUUAUAGAUUAAUUGUUGGAGAUGUUAAUAACUUGAGUUUGGUAAUUAUUAGGAGUUUUGUGGACAAUUAAAAUACUAUGUAAAUGCUUUCCCUAUACCAAGCAGUUUGUAAAUUUGGCACUGGAUGAUUUGGGGCAGUUCUUCCUCUUCCAGAGUAAAGUUGUAGUGAAAGCCUCCCCUCAAAUUAAUCCAAUACCAUUGAGUGAUUAUUGAAAAUAGGAAAAUCAGUAAGUGUGAGGGAUUAGGGAACAGGAUGAAGGCUUAAGGUUACUAUGAAAGAUAAAAAGUAUAUGGUGGCUUUAGUGUGAGGCAAUAGACGUUUUGUGAGAUCUGACCUUUUAUAAUUUUUAAUUUUGGUCGCCAUGGUGACAUGCCUGCUUUGGUAUCAAAAAUCCACAGACUGCCUUCUAUGGGGGAAGAAUUCUCCACUCCAGGGCUCCCACCAGUCUUCCUGGGUUACAUAUUACUAUGAUCAACACAAUCAGUUAUCACAAAAACUGUCAUUUUGCUGCAUUAUUUGUUUGCUGAAUGGAAGGUUUUUACUAGGUGUUAUUCACGGUCUCCCACCUUAUCCCUCCCCCAUUGCUUUGUGUCCUAUUAGUGGGAAUCCAGAGUGACGCAGUAUGAGAGGGAUUUUGAAAGGAUUUCCACAACUGUACGAAAGGAGGUGGCACGGUUUGAGGUUAGUACCUGAAUGUCACUGUAAAUAAGGCGAUCUUUCUUACCAAAACAGGUCAUGUUUCAUUUGUUUCUGUCUUUUAUUCAAUUAAAACUCUGCUGGCAUAAUUCCUGAUAGUAUUUUCUUGUUCAGACUGGCACGUCUGAUUUAUGGCUUGAACUCUAGGUGCUUAAUGAGCAACAUUCUGAGAGUCAGGCCUAUUACUGGCACAUAUACAGAAUGUAUAUAUUAAAGUAACAUACAAGUAGAAAACACACACACAAAGGGUUAUUUUCUGAAGUGUGAAAUGUCAUAAAUUUAAAAUUAAUUUUUAAAUGUCACUCCACAAUAUCAGAACUGAAAGCUCGGCUGCUUUGAGGAACUUUCACCAUUUGGAUUUUGUGGCCUUACAUUUAAAAUUAAUUUAGAAUUCCUAAAAAUUCACAUGUUGGUGAAUAAUUCAUAGAAUAGAAUGUUUGCCUGUGGAAGUCACAUGAGUUUUGUGAAAGCAGAAUGGCAAAGAUCAUUAUAAAUUGUACACUGUUGGUUCUGCCAGGCUCCUCCCCCGUCGAUGUAAGCUGGCGAGGGAGAUCUAAUGCACAGCAAUGGCUGCGUGCACAUUUGACCUCCCCAUUGGAAAGCAUUAUUCAGUGCUUUUCUAUGAGGAAGAUUUGACGUUCGAGGUCCGCGAGGACGUCCAGCGUCAGAUUACGGACCAAAUGUCUGUCUGGAUUCCGGAAGUCCGGUAGUGGCUGUCUGAUAGACAGCCACAGAGGGCAGACUUAGAGCUGCAGUGUUUUACAUUGCAGCAGUUAGUGCAAAAGGUCACAGCACCUAGACUACUUUAAUUAGUUGAAGUGGUCUGGGUGCCUACAGUGUCUCUAUUGUCUAAAAAAUAACAGCUGCAAUAUGGCUGUUAUCGGUUUAUAUGCAUUUCCGAUGUCAUAAGGUCACCAUUAGCCAACCUGGAACAAAAGUUCUGGGCUGGCUAAUGUCUGUUCUGUAUAUAUUUAUAUGCACAGAAUAUUAUUUAUUGGCUGAGAGAAGCCAAUAAACGGUUACAGGAUCGGCUCUGCAGAAACUGCAUACAUGUCAACACAAAAGCAAGGCGGCUUGGUUCAGCAGGGAACCAGGUAACGGUUUGCACAUUACAGUGGAACAGGGAUGCUGUAGUCCUCACAUCAUAACCAUCACAGCAUGUUAUGAGGCUUGGAGUAACUCUUUAAAGAGAUGCCUGCAACUGCUGACUGAUCCACUGAGCCUUGAACUAAGAGGCAAUUUGUUUUUAUUUAUUUAUCUGUUUCUUCUUUUUUAUUUUAUUAAUUAGAAUGUGCUCCUCUGUAUAAUGUAUUAAACCUAUGGUGUCCGUUUUGUUAUGUAGACAGUCUCUUUAAAAUAGGUUGUUUUUUUUGUUUUUUUGUUUUUUUUAUAUCGUAGACCUGCAACUUAUUCCAGCAUGUGGUUGUCAGUUCACACACAUGGACUCACCUAUGUCAGAACAUGAGCAAUGAGACUCAGACCUGUUACUAACAAAAGAGGAAUUUAAAUUCUAAAAUUUGACAAAUUAUACACUAUUUCCAGUACAGUAUAGUACCACAAAGACCAGAACAUGAAGUAUAACUCACUAAGCAUCCUCUUUCUUUGUCAGAUCUCCAUUUUAAUAACACUUCUGAAACUUUUCAUAAUUCAGGGCUGUGAUCGGCAGAGCCCAGGACUACUGUAAUGAAGCUGCACAGCAGGAGUCAUUUAUAAGAACAGUUCCACUUGUUACAUUGGACGAGAGGAGCUUCUUUGUAAAUAGAUAGGCACCAUACUGUGACCGCUAUCUGUUUACACAUCGCCUGUUUAGCACAGAGUGAAAUCUUAACGAUCCUGGAACAGGCAAUGUUUCUGGGUCCUUGCACCAUAACCAAUUCAAAACAAAUAUGUAAGGUAUAUAUUUUUUAAAAAGUCACAGUAGCCAAUCAGAAUCUCUAGUUUCCCCAGCAACACCCAGCAUGUUACCGUUUAACUCCUUAAUUUAUUUUAUAAUAACAAUAAAUCGGUAUUUUAAAAGUACAAUAUAUAAAUGCUACCUGAUGGCAUUGACAUGUGACUUGGCUCAUAGAGAUCAAAUGUUUAAGGGCAGGAUUGGUAGGAUGAGCUAAGCCUAUAGCAACUUAAAACUCUACUCUCUUGUGCAGCCAUUGGAGUUUACAUGUAAUUCCAUAUUAUGUGUCCAAGAAAUGAAUAAAACCAUUUUGUCUGCUUGUAAAAUCAAGUCUUUGACGAUGUGUGUUUAUAACUCUAUUUUUCCUGCAUGGGUAUUUUCUCUACUCUUAUCUGCUGCUGUUCAUCUGAUGUAUAUUCCCUUUAUCAGAGCUCGGGGGUACCUCCCUGUCUCUACUAUUUUAUGUGUGUAAAAUUUUACUGAAAAUAUCACAAAUUAUUAACACUUUACAGAAACCUCCAAGAUCCUUUAGCAGCUUGUCCUGACUUAGGAGUUUUCUGGUGUACAAACUUUGGGAUAUGAAUGUGUCUUUUACUUGUAUCCUAUAAUAUUUAGUGAAUCAACAGCAACAGUUCUAACUCUACCUACUGAAACUGGGUGUAAGUUACAAAAUGUGUUUCUAAUGCAUUUGUAAAACAGUAAAAAAAAUUAGAUUAUAUUCUGUCCAAUAAAUGUCCUCUCAAAUACCUCACAAAUAUGAGCAGGGAAGCACUGCUGACACAAAAUAUAAUAGAAUAUUUUGUGAACACAGACUCAAACAGUAAUUUAGUGAACACAUCCUAAACACACAAAAUAGAUAAUGGCAAAAAACAGACCAAGGUCAGUCAUUGAGUGCAACUGUAAAAAUAAAAAUCCCUCUAAACUCCAACAGUAUACUGUGUAAUGGAGGACCUGCUUGUAAUUUUGAAUAGCAUACGAUGUGCUGGGUGACAUCACUUUGUGCAUCAAAAGAAUACACCAUGCAGGAGUUAAGUAAUCUCAGAGUCAGUAUAACCCCCUCUCGAGAAAUGGUGGCAGGUUUACAUCUGUAUUAUCCAGCGGGUAUCUGGCAUUAAUUAUAAUCCCAUCACCGUAUAUAUAAAUUACUGAUUUGCUUUUUUUUUUGUGAAUGGUUUAUUUUUAUUUUUUAUUUUUUUUUUUUUCUUCUACUUUUCCUAGAAAGAGAAAUCAAAGGAUUUUAAAAGUCACAUAGUUAAAUAUCUGGAAACACUCCUGAACGCACAGCACAAGGUGAGCUGCCUAUGUUACAUUGUAUGUUAUCGUUUUAACUGGGCAAAACCCCUUUCAAAGACAAAUGUUUAAACCGGGCCUUGUAUAAGUGGGCUACUCCCUGCCUUUCACAUUAAAGCUGGGAAAAGCAUUUUGAUCACCCCUGUUGUAAACUAUAUGGAUCUGUAGAAUAAACUUAAAUUUCUGUGUUUAUUUAUCUUCAAGCUAAAAUAGUGGAGCUGCAGGUUUAUUUUUUCAGCCCUGUUGUGAUCUUACAGCCAAUUUGUCGGUUUGCUUUUUGUCAAUGUGGCAUGGGGGAUGGGGUUGAUAAUCUGGGGCUCUCUUCUAAACUUGUAGUAUUGGAGGUGGGCGAUUGAGCCGUGGAGGUGAAAAAUACAGAGGCACACUUUGUGAUCCGCAAUUUACAUGUCAAUAUUUUCUUUUUUUUCUUCCAGCUGGUUAAGUAUUGGGAAGCAUUUUUACCAGAAGCGAAAGUUAUAUCCUAAUGGUCACAGGUGGAAUUACAGCCCGGACAGACCUAUGUCUUUUCUGCCACGUCUGUUUUGUUCGUUUUAAUGUAUAUGCAUUUAUAUUCUACCCAUUGCCUUUUAAAAACUCUCUCUGCCUUCCAAUACAUGUGAUUUUCUGGGAGGUACUUCCCUUUAAACCAAUUCUGUGCUGCACGGCAAGAUGCAAACUUCAGGUUCUUUUGGCAUCAGAAGGGUUGACCAAUAAUAUAGACUAUACUUAUUAUUUUUCUUUUUAUUCUUUUUAAUGGUCAAAUGGGAGAUCAUGCUGGGUCAAGUUCAGAGCUACGUGCAGGCUUGGGUAAAACUCUGACGCUGACCUUUUAGUCACAGUGCACGGAAGUCACAUAUACAUCUGUUACCUUUCCAUGUGUAUAUUUUCUGUUUAACUUCCACAUAUAUUUUCUUAUUAAAACUGCAGUUUAGAGCUUUCAGCAAAUGAGAAAAAGUUACAAAGACAAAAAAAAAAAAAAUAAUAAAAAAUAUAACUACUAGCUAAGUGGGCAUUUCUGGGGAGGGUUUAUUAAGUAAAUUUAUAAUGUAUAUUUUUUUUGGGCUGUGAUACAAAGAAUGGAGUAUUUCUAUUCUGGGAGAACCACACAAUUAUUCAAUAAAAUGGUUUGUUAAAAUAAAGUUGCUCACAUUCUGUGUUUUUUAUUUGUCAUCAAAAG